UUUUCUCACAAAUUGUAACAUAUCACACCCUGGAAUAACCUGGUAAUUAUGCUGUUGACCCUUGAUACUUGUUUAUAUUUGGCAGCAAUUCUUUGUGCAACUUGACCCUUCUUCUUCUCCCUCCUUUGAUAUGCCGUGCUCUUUGUGCUGUUUCUCCCUCAUAUUGUACAAUCUGGUCCACUGGUUGGAUAGCUGACUACUGGCGGUGUGUGUGCCCGUGCCUUACGCAGAAAACAAAAAAGAUCGUGUUCAAUCAUCAGAGACUGCUAUGACAGCGAGCUCCAGUGUUCCAGUACGUAAUAGCAGAAACACCCGUCUUGUGAAAUAUCCGCACUUUCGUUUUUUAAGGCUGCGUUUAAAGUUGCUUUGCAUACAGUUUAGUUGUGCCGCUAUGAUGGGUUAUAAAUAUACACCGCUCUCCAACAUGCAUUUCCCGAGAUUUCAUCCAACCCUUUUCUCUCCCUUUCUUUCUUUCCUUCUCUCUCUCUUUUUCCUCUCUCUCUCUCGCCUUCUUUUGCCAGCCUUUGUUCUAUGCGUUGUUUUGGGCAUACAAUUGAUUGAAAAGCCAUUUACUAGUGUUUGAGAUUUGUAAAGCCGAGAAAAGCAAUCAGUUAUUAUGGGUCGCAAGAAGAUCAAGAUUCAGACGAUCCAAGAUGAACGCAAUCGUCAGGUACAUAGUUUUCGAAACUUUUCACGGAAAUUUGAUCGUUGCCUACUACAUACAGUUAUUAAUAGCAGUUGUCAAUCUUAUUUAAAUAAACUAUCUCUGAUAUGACAAUAUUAGGUGACAUUUUUGAAACGAAA
Molecule: messenger RNA, 804 nt
Organism: Zychaea mexicana
Lineage: Eukaryota; Fungi; Mucoromycota; Mucoromycetes; Mucorales; Lichtheimiaceae
Exons: 2
Coding region: 269-583 (104 amino acids)
Source: RefSeq, a predicted model, not a curated record